Messenger RNA from Caenorhabditis briggsae, 1845 nucleotides. It is a transcript of the gene Cbr-npp-2, whose product is annotated as Protein CBR-NPP-2. The transcript has 5 exons. The record is from RefSeq and is a predicted model, not a curated record. The coding region runs from base 1 to 1845 and encodes 614 amino acids. Gene Ontology annotation, biological process: positive regulation of DNA-templated transcription; mRNA export from nucleus; protein import into nucleus. Gene Ontology annotation, molecular function: structural constituent of nuclear pore. Gene Ontology annotation, cellular component: nuclear pore outer ring. Lineage: Eukaryota; Metazoa; Nematoda; Chromadorea; Rhabditida; Rhabditidae.
AUGACCGAUGUUGGUCGCAGAUACGGUGUGGCUAUCAGCGACUCUUCAACAGUUUUUGCUUAUUUAACCGAUAAAAAAGAUGCCAAGAAAAAAGGUUUGUCCAUUUUCAUAAUUCUGUUUCAAUGUAUAAAUUUAGGUGAUAUGAAUAUCGUCCUGGUAGAGAAUGUAUCACAGAAAAGACAAAUUUUGGCCACACCGAACAUCAGAAGGCUGGUCAUCGAGAUGUAUUCCGUUUUCGACAAAUGCCAGAAAGGUUCAUCACCCGACAGAUGUCUUGAUACGGCGACUUCUUGUACAUUUUCUCGAGCAUAUAGAUCUGUUCUCUACAAUGCAGCGAUUGCACAUUCCGGUACAGAUUUCAUGACAGAUUUCGCACUCUGGUCACUGUAUGAAAAACUUUGGUUUGGAAGAGGUGACAGUUCAAUAUGUGCUGAUAUGGUUUCUUGGGCCAACGAAACUUUCACGUUCUCUAAAGAAGCUAUGGAUACAGCUGCUGAUGAUCUAACACCAGGAAAAGCUCCUUCAGAAGAAUUCUGGAGAGGUGUCGCUAUCACACUUCUAAGCAGCAAUUUCAAUGACUGCAUAGAGCUUUUAGUUCUUCUUGGAAAAAAUCCAGAGUUGGAGGCUUUUAUUGAUGUACUCUCUUUUUUCAAUCCGGAAAAUUUAUCAGACGAGGCUCUAUCAGAUACCGUAAACGAGUGGAAAGAUCUAAUGAGGGAAAACUUAGCCAGCGGAAAAUACGGAAACAACGAGAAUCUCAAAUAUCUCACAAAACUGCUUCUCGGGGAUGAUCGUUAUUUGCAAUCGGUAGCGCCUCGAGUUCUUCAACACUGGUGGCAUUUUCUACCGUUCUUUGUACUCGUAAAGAAUCCGUUUGCUGGACAUGCCGAGCUCAUGGAUUUGGCUAUUGAGUGUCGGUCGUGGUUCGUUGGAGAAGAGGAGGAAAAUGCUAGAGAAAAGGAUGUUUUCUGGUGUCUUAUAGCUAAAGACGACAACAAUUUCCUACAGCUAAUCUCUUCGAAUCCAUGGUUGGCAGUCCAUCUCGUGGAUCUUAUUCAAAAGUCAACUCUUGAUCCUGAGUUUGAGGUUAUGAGAAGAAUGCAAAUGCUCGACUACGCAAGUGUGUUGAUUUCACAUUCACCACUAUGGGAAAUCGGAUUCGGAUAUCUUAUCGCCUGUGGGACAGAGGGACUUCUUCGUUUGGAGUCUCAUAUCGAAGGGAUGCAUAUUGAAGACGACGAAAUGGCUGAACAACUUCUUGAAAUUUGCGAAUCGAAUCGUUUAGAAGAUUCAAAAAGCUGCGUAACCAAUACGAUGACGAUUCGUUAUUUGAAGCAGAAUGAAUGGAGUGCUGCACUUUCAUGGGCUCUCAAAACCGGUUCCAAAAAAACAAUCGACUGGACUGUAUCACGUAUAGUCAGUUCAAGUUCGAAAGACGAAUUGGCCGCUCUUCGAGUGUUGUCAUCAAUAACCAAUAACUCGGUUCUGUCUCUCCCAUCAUUGACCUUCCUCUAUUCGUACCAAAGAUUUGUCAAAAUGAUGCAUAGUGGAGAUGUUCUGGAUUGUGUUCAAAAUCUAAUUCCACUUAUUAUGAUGCCUGAUGUGCCAACUCAGUACUACUACGAUCUUUUCGGCUAUUUGAUCACCAUUAUCAAAGAAGACGGACGGACUGGGAUCCCAUUCUCUAAAGAAAUCCUCUAUGAACUUUCGACAUUUCUCUCCACAUUCACACUCGAUAAGAGCAGAACAUUGAACGAUAGCUACAUGAGAAAGGUGAAAACUCUCAAGAAAAUGGUCCUUCUGAAGCUUGCGGAUUCGGUGGCAAAAGGAAUUGGUUGUACUUGA